This is a messenger RNA of Drosophila suzukii, 1185 nucleotides long. RefSeq names its product Gustatory receptor 22a (gene Gr22a). Gene Ontology annotation, cellular component: membrane. The record is from RefSeq and is a predicted model, not a curated record. Lineage: Eukaryota; Metazoa; Arthropoda; Insecta; Diptera; Drosophilidae. Gene Ontology annotation, biological process: sensory perception of taste.
AUGUUACAACCGAAACGCGUCCAUCGCAUUCGCCAGAGGUUGGCCCAUUUCACCCUGAAAGCAACGUUGUACGUAUCCUGGGUCCUCGGACUAUUUCCAUUCACAUUUGACUUGAGGAAAAGGAAACUGCAUCGUUCCAAGUGGCUUUUGGCUUAUGGUUUGGUUUUAAACAUAAGUCUGAUGGUUUUGGCCUUGCUGCCAUCUACUGAUGAUCACAAUUCCGUUAAAGUGGAAGUCUUUGAGCGGAAUCCCUUGGUAAAAGAGGUCGAGGAACUCGUGGAGGUUAUAAGCUUAAUAACCACAAUAAUAACUCAUUGGCGAACCUUCUGGAAUUCAAAGGAAUUACUUGCUGCUCUGAAUGAAUGCCUGAUGCUAGAGGACCGUCACUUUAGUAAGCUCAUCCUCGGAGAAUGUCGUCAAUUCGAUAGGUAUGUGAUCGAAAAGGGUCUGGUGGUAAUCAUGGAGAUUGGUUCCUCUUUGGUGAUUUACUUUGGAAUACCGGAUAGCAAAGUGGUUUUUCAUGAGGCAGUGUGCAUCUACAUUGUUCAGCUGGAGGUUUUAAUGGUGAUAAUGCACUUUCACCUGGCAGUGAUAUAUAUUUAUCGAUUUGUAUGGAUUAUCAAUGGACAACUCUUGGAUAUGGCCAGUAAACUGAAGAGAGGUGAAAUAGUGGAUCCUGAGCGAAUCCAAAAGCUCCUUUGGCUUUAUGGUCGCCUUUUGGAUAUAAACUCCCGCCUGGCCGCCAUUUACGACAUCCAGGUUACAUUUUUUAUGGCCACCCUGUUGUCGGCCAACAUUAUUGUGGGACAUGUCCUGGUCAUUUGUUGGAUCAACAUCAAAAGAUUCUCGCUGGUAGUGAUGAUUCUGCUUUUUCCUCAAGCCCUCAUCAUCAACUUUUGGGAUCUUUGGCUGGGCAUCGCCUCUUGUGAUUUGGCCGAGAGUACGGGACAAAAAACCUCCAUGAUCUUGAAGUUAUUCAACGACAUUGAAGGUAUGGACAAGGAACUAGAAAAAAGAGUAACUGAGUUCACAUUUUUCUGCAGUCACCGUAGGCUGAGAAUUCGCCACCUUGGUUUAUUCGACAUUAACUACGAGAUGGGCUUCCACAUGAUUAUCACCAACAUUUUAUAUGUACAUUUCUUGGUGCAAUUCGAUUACAUGAAUUUAAAAUUCAAAUCAGAUUGA